Camelus dromedarius (Arabian camel) is the source of this 1111-nucleotide messenger RNA. Its product is annotated as ral guanine nucleotide dissociation stimulator-like. The transcript has 5 exons. The record is from RefSeq and is a predicted model, not a curated record. Bases 575 to 976 code for a protein of 133 amino acids. Lineage: Eukaryota; Metazoa; Chordata; Mammalia; Artiodactyla; Camelidae.
CAUCCCCACGUGUCCACAUUAAACUGAAUAUCCUGAGCCCACCCACCCCAGGCUCAGCCGCUGUGUUCUCAUCCCUAGAAUGGGAUGUGUGACCGCAGUCACGGGGAUGAAGUGGUGCAUGCAGGGAGGGGCCGGCACUGCGGUGCUGACACAGGGAUCUGAGGCACUGAUGCAUUUCAUCAUCGCCCUUCGCCCCUUGUACUGGUGAUGCCGAGAACCUUGGAUCUGCUCAGGGCUCCCCUGUUCCACCUCAGUCACAAGAGCUUGAGGCUUGAGGAUUCGGUCUAAUCUCCAGCCCCAAGUGCCUGGGGGUCCCCGGUGCUGCCUCUGAUUCACAUCUCUCCUCUUUCCACCCCAGGGUGGAGCUGGACCAUCAGGGAGCAGGGAUGAGGCCUACAGGGCUUGGAGCCUCCAGCGACACAGGCUGGAGAAGCUGGUGGCAAAGCUGGUGCCUGCCGUCCUGGGCGGCCACCCCUCCUAUGUGAACACAUUUCUGGGCAAUUAUCGAACUUUUGCCACCGCCCAGCAGGUGCUGGACCAUCUGUUCCGGAGAUACGGAUGCAUCCUCCCUGUUAUGGAAGAGGACGGGGGACCCCUGCACCAGCUGAAACAGGCCAUGUCCUCCAUCCUGGGCACCUGGCUGUUCCAGUACCCAGACGAUUUCCACCAGCCUCCAGAAUUCCCAUGCCUUAAGACCAUUGUCGCUUAUGUAGAGCUCAGCAUGCCUGGCUCCGACCUGGAGCAGCAGGCCCACCUCCUCCUGGCACAGCUGGAGCAACUGGAGCUCCCAGAGGCAGACAGUGAUGCACCAGCUCCAGAAUCCUCUGGGGAAACCUCUCUGGAUGGAGAGCCAGCUUCAGCUCUCCUGCCUGCGACAGCCCCAGACCCAGAGCAGAGGGACGCGCUGUCCUGUGAGGCAUCGACCUCCUCUCUCUUGUCUGCUGUGGACCCAGGGCCCAGCUCAUGUCCACCAUGAACACUCCCUGUGACCGUGCCCUUGUGACAUAUAUACAUGUAUAUAAUUCUGUGUCCAGCCCACAUCUGUGUCUACCUCUGACCCUUUUUCUCUCCCUUCAGCCAUCUCCCUUAAGUAUCUAUUUAAUUAAAACAC